Messenger RNA from Sapajus apella (tufted capuchin), 5966 nucleotides. It is a transcript of the gene ZNF800, whose product is annotated as zinc finger protein 800. The record is from RefSeq and is a predicted model, not a curated record. NCBI's taxonomy places the organism in Eukaryota, Metazoa, Chordata, Mammalia, Primates, Cebidae. The transcript has 6 exons. Bases 542 to 2722 code for a protein of 726 amino acids.
GUCACUUCCUGCCCUCGCCCCAUCUCCGUCCGGGGUCAGUCAGUCGCUCCCUGUCGCUGCCGGAGAGUCUGUGCUUCUCCCUUCCUACGCGCUCCGCGGCGGUAGCUUGGACUCUCCGGGGGAGAGGGCGACAGAGAAAAAGAGAGGCUGACUUAAUAAAGUUUCCUCAAACAACAACUUCCACCGAAAAGGCCCACGGUGGGGGGAGACCCCCAUUCUUCCCCGCCCCUCUCCUAAGCCUGAGGGACCGUUGCAGGUGGAGCGGCGCUGGGGAGACCCCGGCUGCGGCAAUAGCCGUUGCCCCUGCGAGGGGCGCCUCAGGUCCUGCCAGCUCCGGUUCCGGCUUCUUUGGUGGAGGCGGCGGCUGCUCCCGGGCGGUUCCUCCUGUCAACUGCCUGCACCCGCGCGCCGCCCGCCGAGCCACACAGCGCGGAGGACGCCGUGAGGCGCCGCCGCCGUCGCCUCGGCCAGCGGAGAGACGUGCCGCGCCGCAAUGAAGAGCUUCUUACAGUGAAAGGAAAGUAGGUCGAGUCCACUGAAAAUGCCUUUAAGGGACAAAUACUGUCAGACUGACCACCAUCAUCACGGAUGUUGUGAACCAGUUUAUAUCCUGGAACCUGGAGAUCCUCCUUUGUUACAGCAACCACUACAGACAUCCAAAUCUGGUAUUCAACAAAUAAUUGAGUGCUUUCGAUCAGGAACUAAACAACUUAAGCAUAUUUUAUUAAAAGAUGUGGACACUAUUUUUGAAUGUAAGUUGUGCCGCAGUCUCUUCCGAGGAUUACCAAAUUUAAUUACCCAUAAAAAAUUCUACUGCCCACCAAGUCUCCAGAUGGAUGACAACCUUCCUGAUGUAAAUGAUAAACAAAGCCAAGCCAUAAGUGAUCUCCUAGAAGCCAUAUAUCCAAGCGUGGACAAACGAGAAUAUAUUAUUAAGCUAGAACCCAUAGAAACUAAUCAAAAUGCAGUGUUUCAAUAUAUUUCAAGGACUGAUAAUCCUAUUGAAGUCACAGAAUCAAGCAGUACUCCUGAACAAACUGAAGUUCAAAUACAGGAAACUAGCACUGAACAGUCAAAAACAGUACCGGUUAUAGAUACAGAAGUGGAAACCGUAGAGCCCCCUCCUGUUGAGAUUGUUACAGAUGAAGUUGCACCUACAUCUGAUGAACAGCUUCAUGAGUCACAGGCUGACUUGGAAACAUCUGACAAUUCUGAUUUUGGUCACCAGUUGAUAUGUUGUCUUUGUAGAAAAGAAUUCAAUUCUAGACGAAGUGUUCGCCGUCACAUUCGAAAAGUACACAAGAAAAAGAUGGAAGAACUAAAAAAGUACAUUGAAACACGAAAGAAUCCAAACCAAUCCUCUAAAGGACGCAAUAAGAAUGUUCUAGUUCCAUUAAGUAGGAGUUGUCCAGUAUGUUGUAAAUCAUUUGCUACAAAAGCGAAUGUAAGGAGGCAUUUUGAUGAAGUUCAUAGAGGACUAAGGAGGGAUUCAAUUACUCCUGAUAUAGCAACAAAGCCUGGGCAACCUUUGUUCUUGGAUUCUAUUUCUGCUAAAAAAUCUUUUAAGACUCGAAAACAAAAGUCGUCUUCAAAGGCUGAAUACAAUUUAACUGCAUGCAAAUGCCUCCUUUGCAAGAGGAAAUACAGUUCACAAAUAAUGCUCAAAAGACAUAUGCAAAUUGUCCACAAGAUAACUCUUUCUGGAACAAACUCUAAAAGAGAGAAAGGCCCUAAUAAUACUGCCAACAGUUCAGAAAUAAAAGUUAAAGUUGAACCAGCAGAUUCUGUAGAAUCUUCACCCCCUUCCAUUACCCAUUCUCCACAGAAUGAAUUAAAGGGAACAAAUCAUUCAAAUGAAAAAAAGAACAUACCGGCAGCACAGAAAAAUAAAGUUAAACAAGACUCUGAAAGCCCUAAAUCAACUAGUCCGUCAGCUGCAGGUGGCCAGCAAAAAACCAGGAAACCAAAACUUUCAGCUGGCUUUGACUUUAAGCAACUUUACUGUAAACUUUGUAAACGUCAGUUUACUUCAAAACAGAACUUGACUAAACACAUCGAGUUGCACACAGAUGGAAAUAACAUUUAUGUUAAAUUCUACAAGUGUCCUCUUUGCACUUAUGAAACUCGUCGGAAACGCGAUGUGAUACGACAUAUAACUGUGGUUCAUAAAAAGUCAUCUCGUUAUCUUGGGAAAAUAACAGCCAGUUUAGAGAUCAGAGCUAUAAAAAAGCCCAUUGAUUUUGUUCUAAAUAAAGUGGCAAAAAGAGGCCCUUCGAGGGAUGAAGCAAAACAUAGUGAUUCAAAACAUGAUGGCACUUCUAACUCUCCUAGUAAAAAGUAUGAAGUAGCUGACGUUGGUAUUGAAGUAAAAGUCACAAAAAACUUUUCUCUUCACAGAUGCAAUAAAUGUGGAAAGGCAUUUGCCAAAAAGACUUAUCUUGAACAUCAUAAGAAAACUCAUAAGGCAAAUGCUUCCAAUUCACCUGAAGGAAACAAAACCAAAGGCCGAAGUACAAGAUCUAAGGCUCUUGUCUGCCUCGCGAAGCCGUCGCCCCGCAGCGCCGCCGCCCUGCGCCCGGCCGCCCCCGGGAGCCGCUGCCCGCCCGCGGGCGCCGUCACCACGCGUCAGGCUGCAGCCAGCUGCCGCGCCAAGCUCCGCGGUGGCGCCGCCCGGGAGCGCCAGCUCGCAUCUCGGGGCCUGGGUAAGCCCGCAGCCCCGUGAGCAGCGCCGCUGCCUGGCCGCCGGCGGAACCUCGCCCUCCCUUCGCACCACGGUACCUCAGGCGCCUCGCCGCGGCCGUCUCCACGGGCAGUCCUGUCAUCCGCAGACUCCUGAGUCCUCUGCCUCACCUCAAACCCCUCUCAUCGGCCCUGGUUUGAGCCAGGACUCUCCCGCGAAGCCCUCUAGAGGACCACGUGCCUUAGGGACGGGUUGGGGCGGCCUCCGUACGAGUCGUGACUGCUCCAGGGCAGUAUGUCCUCUGCCUGCCAAAAUCCCGGCUUCUUUGAGAAUCUUGUCACUGGACAAUACCAUCUUUUUUUUUUUUUUUUUUUUCCAGCUUGUAAUUUAUAGAUUUCCUAUUCAUAGUGAGUUUUGUCAUAAUUAGUUCUUCAAAGACUAGCUCCUACUUGAACCUUCACCUCAAAUCCUGGCAUCGACAAGCUAGUUCCCCAGCCCCCGAGACCCCCCACCACCACUACCACAACCACAACCCCAAAUAUUGCCAUCUGCUAGAAGAUUGUUUUAAUAAUUGUCCAUAUCCUCAGUGAGUGUGGGGUGCUUAACUGUGGUUGACCUUGAACUCCAACAUCUAGUCCCCACCUUCCUAUAACUUCAUCUCCAGUGAUCAUUUCUCCCCUUCAGACUCAGUCCUUGCUCCUACAGUUCUAGACCUUGUCAUCGUUAGAAUCCGCAUCCUCUCUGCAGUCUUGUCUGUGAUGAUCAUUACCUCUCAGAUCUCCUGCUCCAGGGAGUGGAGGUGAUGACAGGUCCCCCUGCCUUCCCAAGGCAUUUACUGCUGGGUUUGCACUGAGGCCAUGCUUUUCCAGCACGACUCCCAGUCAGUGAUCGGGCACAGCAUGGGGUGUGGAGGUGGCACGUUCAUGGAAGAUGCAGGACUCCUCUGAUGAGCAAGUUUGGCUUGGGAACACCUGAGCGCCCUGGUUGAAACUUUCUGAGAACUGUGCUGCAUGCACUCUGAGGCUCUUGGGCCCAGUUCCCCUCUCCUUUCACAGAUGUCAGACCCGUAUUAUAAUAUGAAGUUUCUCUUGCCCUUUCCUGCUUCCUCCCCUUUAUCCUUCACAGGAGCUCCCUCAAUAAAACUCUUGCACACUGAACCCUGUCUUGGUGUCUGCUUCUAAAAGGACCUGAACUAGCACAUCAUCAGACAUUCCAUGCUCCAAUCAUUAUCUUCCUAUCCUAGGUUUGUUGCUCACUGGCAGCUAAUUCGUUUGCUUCCUUUUUUCCACUAUUUAUCAGCCCCUGUCUUGCAUUCUCAUCCUUGCUUAGCCUAGAUUCUCUGGUCCAUUAUCAUCAUCAUUCUCCUUGAAAUACAAUGUUUUCAGCACUCUUGAACCUCAAUUUCUAUUUAUUUUCCUGACAAAAUCUCAAUUAUGGAUAAAUCUUACCAUCUGCCUUCCAUGGGCCUUUCUGGGACAACUGAACAUUUUGUUUGAGAAAACCACACAAUUCAACCAACUAAUUUUUGCUUUCAAUCCAUUAACUCAGACCUCAAGUUGGUGCUGUUGUUCCUACCUUAUCUCAGUUCCUCACAUCUGAAACUAUUGUUCAUACCUUUUCAUCUCCUCAAAAUGUUCUGAUCUUUUCCUCCCCAUUUGCUUCACAUUUCGCUAAGAAAACAGAAUUUACUACAUACAGACUUCCUCAUCUUGUCACCACAAAACCCUCCAACCCAGCUACCUUGGUAACCUUCCUUUCUGUGAUAGGGAACUUCACAGGCAAGUCCCUCCUUUCAUGCCCCAAAUCCCGGCCCCUUUGCCUUUUCAAGGACUUCCUCCUUAGGUUUUCCCUUUUCUCUCUUCUGCAUCCUCAAUCCUGCCUCCUCUCAAUGGAUUAUUCCCUGUACGUGUGCUCCAGUGUAUUUCAUUUUAACCACACCUUUCCUCGUUCACAUCUUCUCCAUCUGUGAGCCAUUUCUCAGCUCCCCUUUAGAACUAAACUUUUUAAUGGAGUUGUCUAUUCUUUCCUAUGGGAAUACGGUGACACCAGUCCUACCUGGUCUCUCUGCCACCAUUCUUAACCACUCCAAUACAUUUUUGAUAGAGUGGCAGCAAUAGCCUUUCUCACAAAUCGAAUUAAGCAAAUUGUUGCUUUUAGGGUAAAAUCUAAACCCCUUACCAUGGCUCACAUAAACUUGCACAAUCUGACCCUUACCUACCCUUCUACCCCAGUCUAUGCUCCUCUCUUUAUUGCCCACUUGAAUGCAGCCACACUAAUUCCUCCAAUAUGCCAAAAUAUUUUCUGCACCUCAGGGGCCUAGGAAAUGAUGUUCUGUCUAUUUAAGCUGCUUUUCACAGCAAUCCUCUCUCCCAUCACAACCCUAUCCUUUAGAUAACUGAUGAAAUAUAACAUUGAGAAAGACCUGCACGGAGCACUCUAUUGAAAGUAGACCCUACCUUCCUCUCUUCCCGUUUGCUGUAUCAGUCCUCUGUUUUCUUCAUCACUCUAAUCCUGUAUCUCAACUUGUAAUGUUAUUUACUUGUUUAUUUACCUUUUGGGGAGGUCUAUUUCCCAUACUAGAAAGUAUAAAGGAAGAGACCAUGUUUGGUUGUCUAGAUUCUUCAACAUUGUAUUCUCCACCUGUAGCACAAUAUUUGACACAUAUUAGCUGCACAAUAAAUAUCUGUUGAAGGGAUGAAUGAGCGUAUUUGGUAUUUUUUCUGUUGAGGGUUCACUUUUUAUUGAUUUGUAAGAACUCUUUAUAUAUUAAAACCACUAACCAUUUGUUUGUUCUGUAUGCUGCAGACAUUUUGUCCUUUGUCAGAUAUCUAUCAAUUUAAUCCAUGAUGUCUUUGAUAAACAGAAAUAUUGCAGUUUUCAUUUAGAUAAAUCUGUCUUUCAUGAUUUCUGCUUUUGAUGAUAUGUUUAAAAAGGUCUUCUCUUUCCCAAUGUUACAUAAAUAUCUGUCUUUUUAUUUUAAUUUUUUAGAUUUGAAUUUUUACUCCAAAUGGAAUUUAUUUUUGAUAUAGGUGUGAUUAAGGGUCUAAAUAUUUAUUUAGUUGUUACAUCAUCAUUUAUUGAAAACUUCCUUUUCUACUGUUUUAAAAAUUCCACAUUUAUCAAAUAUUAAAUUCUUACACACACUUGCAGUGGUUUCUGAAUUUAUUGUUUGUUUAAUUUUUUUGUAUCCUUUGUUCCUGAACCAUGCUGUUUUAGUUAUUGCCAUUUUAUCAUUUGCUUUACUGUGUAUUUAGCAUCUUAAUUAAUGGGAUAAAUGGUACUUUUU